AUGAAGUUCACUACUGCCAUCGCCUUCCUCUGCCUGGUUGCGGCUCCAUUCGUCGCCGCAGAGGAGAUCACUACCUCAACCGCAACCAUGACCAUCACCAAGACUCUGGUUCGGGUCAAUUCUGUGACCCCAACUCCUAAUUCCAGUGUGAGUUCCAGCGCGGGCUCCAGCGCGAGCAACUUGACCACCAUGUCUGUUUCAACAUCGACUCCUUUGUCCCUCGCCGCCUCCACUACUUCUGCUGCUGCCGCUGCCGCUACCUCCACCGGCGCAGCGACCAACAUUGGCGCUGGCAUGCCAGCUGCCUUGGCCGCCGCCGGAUAUAUCGUUGUGAUGGUGGGCCAGGCCCUAUAA
Penicillium hordei is the source of this 354-nucleotide messenger RNA. RefSeq lists its product as uncharacterized. Lineage: Eukaryota; Fungi; Ascomycota; Eurotiomycetes; Eurotiales; Aspergillaceae. Bases 1 to 354 code for a protein of 117 amino acids. The transcript has a single exon. The record is from RefSeq and is a predicted model, not a curated record.